GGAGAAGGAUCAGUUUUGGAAUUUCGAACACUAGACGAGCCCGGGAACACAUGCUGGUCACUUGGCCCUCCGGAGGGUCGAGUCCGGAGCUCGUCGCCAAGGAUUCCACCCUCGGUGAACCGAACUCUGAUCCCGCGGCCCAUAAGGUCGAGGAAAUCGCCGAGAUGCUGGCCGUCCCCCGCGUCCCUGUUGCCGGGGUGAAAAGGCGGUGGGGCGGUGGUGGGUUUCAGGAGUCAAGCCCCGAAGUGUCCAGCAGUGGCGUUCUUUCUCCGCCUCCUAAUUUUCACCCUGCGGCUCCAGAGUGCGCCGUAAACGCCGAGGACCUACAACUCUGGGACUUGGAUAUGCAGCAGCGUGGCUCUUCGCUGCAUCAUUCGCGUCGCAACGUCAUGGCGGAAACGACCCUGUUGAGUACCCAGGACCCCAUAUUUUCCUGCGAUCCCGUCAUCGAAGGAAGGGACGAUUUAUCACCACCAAGUUCUUUGAACGGGUACAGCGCGGACAGCUGUGACGCUAAAAAGAAAAAGGGACCGACGCCGCGGCAGCAAGAAGAAUUGUGCCUGGUUUGUGGGGACCGAGCCUCGGGUUACCACUAUAACGCCCUCACGUGCGAGGGUUGCAAGGGUUUCUUCAGGCGAAGUAUAACGAAGAACGCUGUCUAUCAGUGCAAGUAUGGAAAUAACUGCGAGAUUGAUAUGUACAUGCGUAGAAAGUGUCAGGAGUGCAGGCUGAAGAAGUGUCUUACCGUUGGAAUGCGGCCCGAAUGCGUCGUACCCGAGUAUCAAUGCGCGGUCAAGCGCAAGGAGAAGAAGGCCCAGAAGGUAGGGGAAAAGGACAAACCAAACAGUACAACGAUGAACGGAUCGCCCGGAAGCCUCAGCGGCAUGGGCGCCGAUCAGAUGGGGGUCAAGCUCGAACCGGCAGAGACCGAAAACCUUCCGAUGCUCGGGAGCAGCAGCAGUUCGAAUGUCCAUUCCCACAACGGGAUAAAACCCGUCAGUCCGGAGCAGGAGGAACUUAUCCACAGGCUCGUUUACUUUCAGAACGAGUACGAACAACCUAACAAAGAGGAUGUCAUACGAAUCACGAACGAACCCAAUGAAGGAGAAGACCAGAGUGACACGAGGUUCAGGCAUAUCACCGAGAUAACGAUAUUGACGGUGCAGCUGAUUGUCGAGUUUGCGAAAAGGUUACCCGGGUUUGACAAACUAUUACGCGAGGAUCAAAUAGCCCUCCUCAAGGCCUGCUCAAGCGAAGUUAUGAUGCUGAGGAUGGCGAGGAGCUACGACGCUGUGUCUGACAGUAUCGUAUUCGCGAAUAACCAACCCUACGGCAAAGACAGCUAUAGCCUCGCCGGAAUGGGCGAAACAGUUGACGAUCUCCUAAGAUUUUGCCGGCAGAUGUUCGCGAUGAAGGUCGACAACGCCGAGUACGCCUUGCUUACGGCCAUCGUAAUUUUUGCCGAAAGGCCAUCUUUGGUCGAAGGAUGGAAGGUGGAGAAAAUACAGGAGAUCUACCUCGAGGCGUUGAAGGCCUAUGUUGACAAUCGGCGGAGGCCAAAGUCGGGGAUGAUAUUUGCUAAGCUCCUAUCCGUUCUCACGGAACUGCGAACGCUUGGUAACCAGAACAGCGAGUUGUGCACAAGCCUGAAAUUGAAAAACAAGAAGCUGCCUCCCUUUCUUACCGAGAUCUGGGACGUGAUACCUUAGUUUGUUUUGUGGUUUUUUUUUUUUUUUUUUCAUCCGAUUUUUAGUGUCUUUCUUUUUAAAUUUUUAUUUGUCUUCUCAAUAUUAGCCGUCACGUUGGCUACUACUGUAUGCGUCCCACGGCGCCGUGACUUUUAUAAUAGUGCACCGCUAUUGGGAACGAAUAAUAAAUACGAAGGUCACGUUUUUUGAAAUUGUCAUAUUACGCUGUAAUAUGUAACUACUUUUGCGGAAAUUUUUUCUUUUUUUUUUUUCUCUUUUCCUAAAAAAAGGGUUCGUUUAUUCGUACAUGUAUGCAAUCUAGCGAAAUGUGGUGUGAUGAUGAUCACUUUUUUAUUUUUAUUUAUUUUUAUUUUUUUCAAAUUGCAUUCCUUCACUACCGCCGUGUAUAGGUUGAUACCGCGACGAGAGAAAAUUUUCGUUCCCAAUGCCGCUGUCUCUGAGUGCCGUUGUUUCGUGGAAUUAAUUCGCAUACCUGAUACCUGCAAACAAUAAUAAUUUUGGAGGACUAUGAUUUGAAAAAAAUCAACUUCUACGAGAAACCGAGUGUAUUUUAGUGCAAUUCGGCGAUAAAGGAAGCGAGAACGGUUUGGAAAGGAGACGAGACAGUGGCGAGGCACGCAGGCUGUGAUACGUAGAGACAGUACCGAG
This is a messenger RNA of Neodiprion fabricii, 2357 nucleotides long. RefSeq names its product ecdysone receptor. Gene Ontology annotation, biological process: cell differentiation; positive regulation of transcription by RNA polymerase II; ecdysone receptor signaling pathway. The transcript has 5 exons. Gene Ontology annotation, cellular component: nucleus. Bases 51 to 1709 code for a protein of 552 amino acids. Gene Ontology annotation, molecular function: zinc ion binding; ecdysone binding; RNA polymerase II cis-regulatory region sequence-specific DNA binding. The record is from RefSeq and is a predicted model, not a curated record. Lineage: Eukaryota; Metazoa; Arthropoda; Insecta; Hymenoptera; Diprionidae.